Messenger RNA from Syngnathus acus (greater pipefish), 910 nucleotides. RefSeq names its product RNA polymerase II subunit I (gene polr2i). Lineage: Eukaryota; Metazoa; Chordata; Actinopteri; Syngnathiformes; Syngnathidae. The record is from RefSeq and is a predicted model, not a curated record. Gene Ontology annotation, cellular component: RNA polymerase II, core complex. Gene Ontology annotation, biological process: DNA-templated transcription; maintenance of transcriptional fidelity during transcription elongation by RNA polymerase II; transcription-coupled nucleotide-excision repair. Gene Ontology annotation, molecular function: DNA-directed RNA polymerase activity; nucleic acid binding; zinc ion binding. The transcript is spliced from 6 exons. The coding region runs from base 146 to 526 and encodes 126 amino acids.
ACGCAACAGAAUCGCACGCAUGCGCACUUGUGUGUUUUCAACGGGUGGCUUGUAUUUGCGUCUCAAGAUUUUAAAAUACUGUUUAACGUUACUGAAAUAAAUGUAGAUAGUAGUUUUUUCUUAUCCUUAAAUAAUAGUCAUUCCAAUGGAUUUGGAAACCGGGACAUACGAGCCAGGCUUUGUUGGGAUCCGGUUUUGUCAGGAGUGUAACAAUAUGUUGUAUCCGAAAGAAGAUAAGGAGAAUCGUAUCUUACUUUACGCGUGCAGAAAUUGUGACUACCAGCAAGAGGCGGACAACAGCUGCAUAUAUGUCAACAAGAUCACCCAUGAGGUUGAUGAACUGACCCAAAUCAUUGCUGAUGUAUCUCAAGAUCCAACGUUACCACGAACAGAAGACCAUCCCUGCCCUAAGUGCGGUCACAAGGAGGCAGUGUUCUUCCAGUCUCACAGCAUGAAAGCUGAGGAUGCAAUGAGACUUUACUACGUCUGCACAGCUCCUCACUGUGGACAUAGAUGGACAGAAUAGUGUGCAUGGCAACUUUGUCAGACAUCCUUUGAAUAUAGUUGUUUUAUUUGUUCUUUAUUAGGAGUCGUCAUUUUCAGACAGUUUUGUUAUCAAUACAAUGCAUUGUUUCAAUGACAGGUGUGUGUCAUUUUAUUGAUAGGAUCAGAAAUUCAAUGGUCAAGUGCAACAAGUAACCUCUAUAAAAUCACACUGUUCACAUCAUACAAAGGCAAUAACUGCUAUUCUUUUGUAUCAUUCUUGAGCUACUGUCCGAACAAUCUGCUGCCUUUGCAAUAGUGGUAGGUGCAUUGCCAAAUAACUUGAGAGUGGAUUUGCACUCAAUUAGGUACACCAUCCCAGUGCAAGUGAUCAGCCAGUAUGUAUAAUAAAAAUCAAGCUUUUACA